Molecule: messenger RNA, 1675 nt
Organism: Argiope bruennichi
Lineage: Eukaryota; Metazoa; Arthropoda; Arachnida; Araneae; Araneidae
Product: QRFP-like peptide receptor
Exons: 4
Coding region: 131-1675 (514 amino acids)
Biological process (GO): G protein-coupled receptor signaling pathway
Cellular component (GO): membrane
Molecular function (GO): G protein-coupled receptor activity
Source: RefSeq, a predicted model, not a curated record
UUUAUAAACAGUUUUAUUGCUACAGAAUAAAACGAUCUUCAACUUCUUCAGCUAUCCUAUCAGGUUUCGUCCUCUGUUGUAAGAAUACUUUAAAAGUUCUGCAAACUUUAUUACAUAUCUAACAUUCAAGAUGCAGACAGAAGCAAACCCAACUACCUCAGAGGAUCCUCAUAGCAUGGCUCCAAAUGAAACCAUGCAAGAGAUCGUACCAUAUCCUGACUUUACACAAAUUCCUGCCGUAAGGUACGUGUUUGUUGCAGCAUAUCUCAUAGUGAUGGUGCUAGCUGUGAUAGGCAAUGCCAUGGUUUGUUGCACCGUUUUCACCAAUCGCAAAAUGCACACCGCUGUGAAUUAUUACAUAGUGAAUUUGGCAGUCUGUGACUUCAUGGUCGGUAUAUUCGUACUGCCUGUCAAACUGAUGGAACUUACAUCACCUGCUGAUUGGGGAAUUCUGAACGAUGAACUGUGUACUACGUUUAUGUACUUGCAGACCAUCUUCGUGUUUGCCAGCGUUUUGACACUUGUUGCUAUAUGCAUAGAAAGAUACAUGGCAGUUCUUCAUCCUCUGGAAUCGCGCAUGCACCAGACCAAAGCAAGAGCCAAGCGCAUCUUAUGUAUGGUCUGGAUCAUCCCCUGCUUUGUGGCUGCACCCUUUCUCUACCGUGCAGCAGCUUACUCAAACACCUUGCAGAGCUCCUACGGCGAGAUCUCCAGACUCACCUGUUUCACUAACCUGCCAGAUAGUGUCAGGAAGGGCUACUACACUUUCCUGUUCGUCUUCAUCUACAUCUUGCCACUCACCUUCAUUGCAGGGACAUGCUUGCAGGUUGCUAGGUGCCUGCUCAAGGAUAUACCAGUGCAUCGACAAGGAAGUAUAAGAAGGCAGGAGGCCAAUAGAAGGAAGGUGGCCAAGAUGGUGUUGAUGGUGGUUCUGGCUUUCGUCAUUUCCUGGACGCCCUAUUUCUUGGUGAGCAUCAUCACGCAAUACCAAGCACAGAAUUUCAUGGAACACCACAAUUUCUUUUUCACGAUGCUCUGCAUCAAUCUGUUUGCAUUCAUCAACUCCUGCGUGAACCCGUUCAUCUACGCAGCCAUGAGUACCAGAUUCAGGAACGGAUUUCGGCGCUGUUUCCGGUUCAUUUUUAUGUGGGCUCUAUGCAACGCAGGCGCAGAAGAGGAGAAUUCUGCAGCCCUCAAUCCGGCCAACCCAGAAAGAAAUGCAAAGCGGGUCCGAUUUCGAUGUCAGGCUCAUAUGUCCUGCCUACUGACCCAGAGCUCUUCUGACGGAGGUAGCAACGCCAACAGUGAAGCCAGCAUGCGCACAGCAUGCACUGUGGAUGCCAAUGGUCGCCCAAUCAGUUCAAUUAUGAGAGCCUUCACUAAAAAGCGGUCCAGCCAGAAGAUAAUCGCUCAGUACAUAAAAAAAACCGGUGCCAUCAGCUUGGCCAAUGCCAACAACUUGCAGGUCAGCAUCCAGAAUAAUAAAUAUGACCCUCUUUACCCCAGGAACAGCAGCCUGUUGAGUCAACUCUCUCCAGCCAAGCCUAAGCUAGACAGAAAGCAUAGCUCUAGCUUGGGAGAUGUUUCUAAGUUAAAUCAAUCUACUUCGGAGAUUUCUUCAAUUCAGCCGAAAAGAUGUUUCUCUUGUCUGACAAUCUCUAGUGACGGAAGAUGA